CAGUCUCUUCCUCAUCUGCAAAUCUUCACGUGCUUUCUGUACUCUCUAAUUUGUUCUCUUCUCAUCUUUGUCUGCAAACCUUAUCCGAUUUCUGCUUUCUGGGUCGUUAAAGAGAUAACUAUCAACCAUCAGAGGAAAGAGUAGUUAAAGUCGUUCGUUGCCUGACAGAGAAAGCUAGCAGUAGCAGUAACGACCUAACUAGCUAUGGAUCAGAACAAGAAGCAAGUCGGUACGACAAGCCAUAGCCAUGGCUCUUCUUCUUCCUCUUCAUCCACGAACCUUGACCAUCUCUUUGGUCCUAAGGACUCGUCGUCUUCAGCUUCUUCAUCUCUAUUCGGCUCUAUUUUCCCACCACCACCAUCCACGGGACCGGGGAGAGAAAGAAACUCUGGUAAUACUACUCGAGGCAGCAGCAAGGGUUCCGUGCAUCAGAAUAAUGAAGUUGUGGAUCGUCCUUGCAACUUUAACUCAUCAAUCUACUAUGGCGGCCAAGAAAACUAUAAUGUUCCGAAAAGUGGGAGUACUUACGAGUCCCAGCACCACCAGCAUAACUCUAAGAAAGACGGGGUGGAUGAUGAUUCGAAUGGAAAUAAUUCAAACAGUACUUCAAGAGGAAACUGGUGGAAGGGGUCACUUUAUUACUAAAUCAGUAAAUCUUGCUGCACGUACUAUGCGAAUUCACCACCCUUUGAAAGAGGUGUGUGUCACUCUAUGAGUCUGCUGUGAGACUAUGCAAUUUACCUUAAUUAAGAGUAUGGAAAUAAGAUGGUACGGUGCGUUAUAGUAUGUACAUGGUAGCAAGAGCGAUCUAUCUAGCUAGCAGAAGAACCUCGACUUCUCUUAACUAGCUUUGUUGGGUUUUUUUUAUCCCCAGUUAGUGAUUAUGUUUGGGCAAGUUGCAUGUGAUCGUAUAAUUAUUACUGCAUUAUGUGUGUCUAACCUCCUUAAUCUUCCAUGUACUCCUCCAUUUUAUAUAUAAAUAACUUUCUAUG
Molecule: messenger RNA, 992 nt
Organism: Rosa rugosa (rugosa rose)
Lineage: Eukaryota; Viridiplantae; Streptophyta; Magnoliopsida; Rosales; Rosaceae
Exons: 5
Coding region: 205-645 (146 amino acids)
Source: RefSeq, a predicted model, not a curated record